GGACCCGCCGCGUUCGGGCGCUGGCUCCCGACCCGGCAGCAGGGGCCCGGGCCGAGCGGCUCCGCGUGCUGCGCUCCGGCCGCCCAGUGCGGGGAGGACGCGCGGCAGCGCCAGCCUCGGGGCCGCGCUGGUUAGGUAGGAGUCGAGAGCAUUUCCUAGCGCCCAAGCCAUGGUGGCCAAACAGCGGAUCCGGAUGGCCAACGAGAAGCACAGCAAAAACAUCACCCAGAGGGGGAACGUAGCCAAAACCCUGAGGCCGCAAGAAGAGAAAUACCCCGUGGGACCAUGGCUGUUGGCACUGUUUGUUUUUGUUGUCUGUGGCUCAGCCUUGGGAGGGGAGGACAGACCUGCCCGCCAUGUCCGUAAGGUACUUUUCCACCCAGGUAGCAACUUCUCCCAUCAAGACGCAUCCCCAAACCCAGAAGCAGCCAAGCAGACCUCUGAGCACAACCAGAACUAAAUAUCGAAAUCCCUUCUUCGCUGUAUCUGGAGAAGAGCCCUUCUGACCUUCGCCCAGAGCGCGCUCGCUUUAAUUUUCCACGUAAUUCUAACAGCCUCCGUGUUCCACUGGGUCUGUAGCAACAUCAUAAUGGAAGAGGGCCCAUUGCAGGUUGGUAUUGUGACACCAGAAAGGUGAGCAGAGAUGGUCAUAGUGAAACAAAGAAGACAGAAGCAGAAAUGAGAGCCCAGCGUACAGCCCGGGAACGCCACACACAGACUCCACGGCACUGCUCCAGUGAAGUCAGAUCAAUGACUCUUUUUCAUUAGGGUCACACCAAGCAUUUAUGAAAAAUUACCAUUGUGUCAUGUUUGGGGACAAUCCAAUUUAGGAGAAUAGUGAUGAUGUGUGCAGGAUUUGGGGUUUUUGUUUUUUGUUUUUCAGGAAAAAAAAAAAAAUGCAUUCAUGCUUUAUCUCUCCUUCAAGUCUAGCUAUCCAAGAAAGAUUGCCCAAGGCCCUGUGUGCUUAGUCUUUGUACACCUGAAGCACAGUAUUCGGCCCACAGUGCUGCUCACUAAUGUUAGAUGAUGAAAUGCCAACAGCUCGUUUCCUGAGGACUCCAGAGAGCCUGUUUUCCUGUGGCCUCUCAGCUGCAUUCCUGUGUAUUCUGUGUUUAGACAGGACUCAGGGAAAGGAUACCCAGCUUCGUGUCAGGAAAAAAAAAAUCCUGCCACACAGGGUAGCUGCCGUGUCCUUCAUUCCCGUUGGCCUCCUCAAGACUGACCAACAUUGCUGGCUGGAGAGGGUGUAGAACAGAAGCUGGGCCUGACUUUCCUGGGACGCAUGUGACAGCGAGAGCUAGCACCAGGCCGGGGGAGCUGAGGAAGCAGCUCUUAGCAAAACAGGCGAGGGCGAGGGCGCCUGGAAUCCUCUGCGGGCUUUCAGGCUCCCCCCCCCCCCCCCCGCAGGAUAAAAUCAGUGUGGCUAGGAUGGGAGCUCGCUGUCCUGCAGAACAUGUGCAGGCAGCCCCGAGAUCUUGCACUGAGGGCUCCAGGCAGCCAGCCCUCCACCCCCCGCCCCCACGCUUGGCACAUCUGCUCCCAGCACCUGGCCCGCGUUUCCAGCUCAGGGGCUGCUUGUUUUCCAGGUCUCCGCUGUUUUGAAAAGGCAGCCUCACUGACCUGUAAAAUGGUGAAAUGAGUGCAGUGCCCGUAUGGAAAGAGCCCUGUCCCCCUCUCCCCAGCGGCCACCAAACCCUUCUGGGGAAGGGGGGGCCAUAGCCCUACAUGCCUGAGGGAAUUCUGGCCUUCGCUCCUGAUGGAAUUAGCAGGAGUUAUCCCUAAAUCCCCGAGGCAUCCAUCAGCCAACCCAGCCAGGCUUCCUUUUUAAAGAAGUUCACUGACCUCUUGUUAACUUAACUCCUUGUUAGGAAAUAUCUAAUCAGCUGUAUGCUCCCACGUCCAGGGCCCAGGGGUCGGCAGGAGCGGGGCUCACCAUGGGCUGGGGUUUCCGGCUGCGUGCUGCCUGGUACCUGAGCUGUCUGUCUUGUUUUCCUC
Messenger RNA from Mustela lutreola (European mink), 1995 nucleotides. RefSeq names its product stress associated endoplasmic reticulum protein family member 2 (gene SERP2). The transcript has 4 exons. The record is from RefSeq and is a predicted model, not a curated record. Gene Ontology annotation, biological process: endoplasmic reticulum unfolded protein response. Bases 170 to 460 code for a protein of 96 amino acids. Gene Ontology annotation, cellular component: endoplasmic reticulum. Lineage: Eukaryota; Metazoa; Chordata; Mammalia; Carnivora; Mustelidae.